Molecule: messenger RNA, 2980 nt
Organism: Polyodon spathula (Mississippi paddlefish)
Lineage: Eukaryota; Metazoa; Chordata; Actinopteri; Acipenseriformes; Polyodontidae
Product: testis-expressed protein 47-like
Exons: 7
Coding region: 218-982 (254 amino acids)
Molecular function (GO): FAD binding; blue light photoreceptor activity
Source: RefSeq, a predicted model, not a curated record
GUUGGUAAUCCCUUUGAAGCAGCAGCCAGGCUAAUAAUUAUGUCAGAGUGGGUGGGCUUUAUUACACUUGGGGACCCAGAGAUGUCAGGGGUAGGUUACCAUUUGUCUUAGGCGAGAUAGAGAGAGAGAGAGCGAGAGAGAGAGAGAGAGAGAGAGUUUAUACCAAAUAGAAGUUGCUUAUAGUUGUGUUACAGUACAGGGACCAAAAGAGUAAUUAAUGGAGGUUGGCGAGAAAGCUGAGAAAACAGAAAGUCAGACUGGUAGCGCAGGGAAGAUUAGGACAAGUUUGUUUCAUCUCCUUCUGGAUAAGAGGAUGCUGUUGAAUCCCAAGGAAGAAAUGUUCCUGCUUCAUCGGCUAAUAUUUAUUGCCAGAAUAUCACCCGAGCUGGCUGACAAAAGGGACCUCGGAGGAUAUUAUGAGCAGCUCUACCUAGACCUGCAGCGUUACUAUCAGGGCGAUGGUGUGACUGGCCUGCUUCUGCUCUACCCAUCCUACAUUCUACACAUUGCGGAGUCCUCCAAUGAUGUUCUUUUUUCUGUACUGCGGGAUCUGGGACACAUGCAGCGGCAAGGACACAGUGCCUUUAUUCUGGAGCCCCGGAUCCUGGUGAUCUCUCAUGACAUUCCCAACAGGCUGUUUCAGCAGUGGAGCUACAAGGUCCUCAGCGUCCCAGCCAGGAGGCUGGCAGUGGCAGAGCAAACUGAGCCACCUGAGAAGCUAGUGAGCGAAUCCCUGACCAUGCUCAUGAAACUGGGGGUGGAAAUGCUCAAGACUCCCAAGCGUUCUAAAAACUCAGCUGAUUCUGUCCUGGACAAGGCACCUGAGCUGAUCGUUCCUCAGGACAACAUUGAGCACCUACUGAAGAACGAGACUCUGUUGACUCCUCUGCAGUAUCUAGAUGCUUAUGACUGUCCGAUCAAUGUGGUCGUGGAUUCUGACCAUGUUUGGCCACCAUAUGGGCACUUUCUUCCCAUCCUGUGAAUGUGCGAUACAACAGUACGUCUGCAUUAGUCCAAUUAUUUAUUGCUGUACAGGAAUCACUGUUUUUGGAGGGAUCUGGAAAUGUACAGCAUAUUAUUUUAAUGUAUACACAUCAGUGCUUUAUUUUUUAAAACUUCUGGUAAAUGUAAUUGCAUGAUAUUAGCAUGUAAAUAUGACUAGUAAACAUUAUAGUUGAGCCUGGUCAGUGACACGGACAGGAUAAAAAAAACAAAAAAACAAAAAAACAAAGUAAUGCAGCAAAUAUAUUCUUAUUGCAAAAUCAUUAGCCCUUGGGCAAGUGUGCACAAACACACUUGCCCAAUGCUGACACCCAGUGGGGGGAAAAGGGCAGGACAGGUGCAGCUGUAAGGUUCGCCACAGCAGCCAAUCCGUCCUUGUGUGCAGGAAUCUUAAUGUUCCAAACAGUGAGGGGUUAACUGGAAUGGUAGGUGAGAAAGUAUUUAGGGUUAUUUUCCCUUUAAGGACAGAGUACACAACUUCUAGAAAUGCACCCCUUGUGAUUACAUACAUACAUUGAAAUAACAACACCAGGUGACAUCGUUAAAAAGGUAGGUUUUUAUUGGUUCAUCACUCUGAGGAGGACUGUUGCAGUAUUCACUGUACAGGCUGUGUUUGGCUUGUGGUAAGCUGACAAGGCUGGGCUAGUAUAAGCAGGGAAACAUUGUCACGGAUCAAUGGUUUCUCCUCUGCAGCUAAUUCCGGUUCCUUCAACGGCCAGCGAGCGCCACCCACAAAUAACAAGGUCCCAUAGGUAUGAAGAACUUUAUAAAUGUUUCCAUCAUGGUUCUGUACGGCACACACCACAGUAAUACAGUUUCUGGUAAACCACCUGGAUAUUUGUGUCCUGUUUAAACCAUGUAUUUGUCAAGGCUAAAACAUGGAACAAUUGAAAUUACUAUAGUUAACCAUUGCCAGACCUUGCUGUGGAUGGUACCACAGCCACACCAUGUUAAACCCACACACAUUUCCAUCACACCAUUGUAUUACCAGAACCAGUUAUAAUGGUAGACCAUGAGGCUAAGACUUGGAAAUCAAACAUGAUGGGUAAUGUAGCUCUAGUAUUAAAGCUCAGGCCAUGUGCACAGUAAUGGACUAUUAUUGGUGCAUAUUAUACAGCCUUCCCAGCAAGCAGAAUUCUCUUAGCAUAAUCCAUAGUUGUUAGAUCAAGUGAUUUUUUUUUUAAUCUGGUUGUCAAAUCAGGUUUCUUAAUCUUUUUGCAUGGUGUCUGAGACUUGUCUGCCUUGUAAGUAGCAGGAUGAUGUUCAAGACCCAGUCGCUAUGGACUGGUCACCAGCACAAAACAUCUGGAAGUUUUCAUCAGGGCCAUUGCUUCUGCCAGUACCAUCUCAUGGAUCUAUACAAUGUCCCUUGCAAAAGACAACAUCCCUUUAUGCAACAGGAAAGUUAAACUGUAGUUACAAACACAUUAGUUCAUUAACCUCGAGCUUACAAGUUUACAAAUCUUUACAUCGUGAAGCCUGCCUUUAACAGCACUUUUCACCGGAAUAUAACCUGGGAGUAUUGUGGCUAAAAUAGCAACCUCUUUAAGGUGUUAUUGUGCGCAUCACAUCUGGAAAUAUGCAGAUGUAUACAGAGAAGUGUAGGGUAAAUCAGGCUGUUGUAAUUGCAAAUUCACGAGAAAGGAACACGUUGAUUGUUACAAUUUUUUUUUUUUGCAAAAUAUGCAGCCUUGAGCCACUUGAAAGUAACACAACCACAUGUAUUUGAAUAUGAUAUAUUAAAAAAUAAUAAAACAACAUACCUAUGAGGAAUAGUUAUUUGUUAUAGGCAAAGAAACAAAGGACAUCUGUUUUUUCUUUUACAGGAUACAGAAAUAAGGGGUGCUGUCUCAAACAAUGCCUUGGUAUUUGUCAAUCAAUCUACACAGGCUAAUUAAAACAGUAUUUCCCCUGUCUUGUAGCUUACAAAAUGCACGUCUGAAGUGUUUGCAUUUCUAAUAAUAACUCCUACAAAAUA